UUAUUGCUUGUCUAUUUCUGCAGAUUUUUGCUGGUGCAUUCCAUCGGGGGAAUUAUGAACCUCCCCAUGGUUUCUACUUUGAAGUUAAUGAUGACUCUCCUAUUGUUCAGGAUGACAUAAGUUUGUUUGAUUACAACGUUGAAGAGCGUGUCAAUGACUUUGUUGCUGCUGCAGUCUCACAGGCUAAUGUAACUCGCACAAAUCAUAUAAUGUGGACCAUGGGGACAGAUUUCAAGUAUCAAUAUGCGCACACAUGGUUCAGAAAUAUGGACAAGCUUAUUCAUUAUGUCAAUGAGGAUGGCCGUGUUAAUGCCCUCUAUUCUACUCCAUCAAUUUACACUGAUGCAAAACAUGCAGCAGAUGAAUCCUGGCCAAUCAAGACUGAUGACUUCUUCCCAUAUGCAGAUCAGGCAAAUGCUUACUGGACUGGGUACUAUACUAGUAGGCCAGCUUUGAAACGCUAUGUCAGACUGCUGAGUGGUUACUAUUUGGCAGCAAGGCAAUUGGAGUAUUUUAAGGGAAGGAAUAAUUUGAGGCCUAACACAGAUAAUUUGGCUGAUGCUUUGGCUGUCGCUCAACACCAUGAUGCAGUUAGUGGAACAGAGAAGCAGCAUGUGGCUAAUGAUUAUGCAAAACGGCUUUCAAUAGGUUACACGGAGGCUGAGGAGAUGGUGGGGUCUUCACUUGCAUACUUGGCAGAGUCAUCAGAUAUUGCAGGCAGAAACCCAAUGAUCAAGUUUGAACAGUGUUCUCUUUUGAAUAUAAGCUACUGCCCUCCAUCAGAAAUGGAUUUCUCUCAUGGGAAAAGCUUGGUGGUUGUUGUCUACAAUUCUCUUGGUUGGAAGAGGGAAGAUGUGGUUCGAAUUCCUGUUAUCAGUGAAUCAGUUACUGUUCAGGAUUCAAGCGGAAAAUUAAUUGAAUCACAGCUGUUACCUAUUUCCAAUGUUUCUGUGGGCAUAAGAAAUUACCAUGUUAAGGCAUACUUGGGUAAAUCUCCCAGCAUUACACCUAAGUAUUGGCUCACAUUCUUGGCAUCUGUUCCGCAGCUUGGUUUCAGUACCUUCAUUAUCUCAGAUGCAAAACAGGCAGGUUCUAGUGCAAUUGCAUCAAUGUCACACACAUCAGCAGGAAGUGACAAGGGUACCAUAGAAGUUGGACAAGGAAAUCUGAAGCUUAUUUAUUCUACUGAUGAAGGCAAACUUACUGAGUAUAUUAAUAGUAGAAGCUUGGUCAAAGCGUCAUUACAUCAAUCAUACAGUUUUUAUGCUGGAAGCAAUGGAACUGAUGAAGAUCCUCAGGCCGCUGGAGCAUAUGUCUUCCGUCCAAAUGGUACAUUUCCCAUAAGUUCUGAAGGACAGGAUACUUUAACUGUUCUCCGGGGACCAAUACUGGAUGAAGUGCAUCAACACAUCAAUCCAUGGAUAUAUCAGGUCACCAGAGUGUACAAGGCAAAGGAACAUGCUGAAGUUGAAUUCAGUAUUGGCCCUAUUCCUGUUGAUGAUGGAAUAGGGAAAGAAAUUAUAACUCAAAUUGCUACUACCAUGGAUACCAACAAGACGUUCUAUACAGAUUCUAAUGGGCGUGAUUUCAUUAAAAGGAUUCGUGAUUAUAGAACAGAUUGGGACCUACAAGUGAGCCAACCCAUUGCUGGAAAUUAUUACCCAAUUAAUCUUGGAAUUUACAUGGUGGAUAAUAGGACCGAGUUCUCAGUAUUGGUUGAUCGAUCAGUGGGCGGAUCCAGUAUGGUGGAUGGACAAGUAGAGCUGAUGCUUCAUAGGAGGUUGCUUCAUGAUGAUUCUAGAGGUGUUGCAGAGGCUUUAAGUGAACAGGUCUGCAUCCUAGAUGAAUGCACAGGACUAAUGAUCCAAGGAAGUUUUUAUCUCAGAAUUGACCCUCUGGGUGAGGGUGCUAAAUGGCGACGUUCAGCGGGACAAGAAAUAUAUUCUCCAUUUCUUUUAGCCUUCACAGAACAGGCUGGAGGUAACUGGACAAAUUCUCAUAUAUCAACCUUUUCAGGAGUGGAUCCCUCCUAUAAUUUACCCGAUAAUGUUGCACUUUUAACUCUCCAGGAGCUUGAAGAUGGAAACAUUCUCCUUCGGUUGGCACAUCUAUAUGAGAUGGGAGAGGAUAAGGACCUUGCAGUGAUGGCAAACGUGGAUCUCAAAAAGCUGUUUCAUGAAAAGAAGAUCAGUAAAGUAGUGGAGAUGAACUUAUCUGCUAAUCAAGAAAGAGCAGAAAUGGAGAACAAGAGACUAGAAUGGAAUGUUGAAGGUGCUGCAAUGAAUGAACCCAAGGCGACAAGGGGAGAGCCUGUUGAUCCUGCAAAGCUAGUUGUGGAGUUGGGUCCUAUGGAAAUCCGCACCUUCAUCAUCACGUUUGAUUACAUUUUCCUCCAUACAGUUGAUCCCUGAAAGGCUCAAAAUGCUUUGUUGGUUUGGUUCCUGACAAAUUCCAAGAAAUGCUUUCCUCUUUUAUAGGUGAAGAAUCACAAUUCUUGGUGAUUCCAUGCUGCAUCUCCCUAGUCUCGAGUAAUGUUUGCUCACUCGUUUUCCCAGAAGAAAGUUGACCCCUUUAGUUGCAAGGAAAAAAAUUGCAAGGUUAUUACUUGUUGGGCAGGGAUACAUGAACAAACUAUAUUAGGCAUAUUAUAUUACUUUAUGUUGAUUUAUUUUGUUGUAUUUCACAAGGGUGGGGGCAUCAUUUCUCUGCCCUAUGUGUCUGGGCGCAGGGCCACGCGAUCAGGGAACAUUCAUUUCCACAUUUGUGUAUUAUUAUAUAUUAGAGGUUAUGGCAUAUUUAUAAUUUUGUACCUUGUUUUACCCUUUUGAGACAUAUUUGUAUCCCAUGUUUGUUUCAUAGACCUAAUGAAAUUGACUUCAGUACCUA
Macadamia integrifolia is the source of this 2886-nucleotide messenger RNA. Its product is annotated as alpha-mannosidase At3g26720-like. Lineage: Eukaryota; Viridiplantae; Streptophyta; Magnoliopsida; Proteales; Proteaceae. The record is from RefSeq and is a predicted model, not a curated record. Gene Ontology annotation, molecular function: alpha-mannosidase activity; carbohydrate binding. Gene Ontology annotation, biological process: mannose metabolic process. The coding region runs from base 210 to 2411 and encodes 733 amino acids. The transcript is spliced from 24 exons.